Molecule: messenger RNA, 3222 nt
Organism: Debaryomyces hansenii CBS767
Lineage: Eukaryota; Fungi; Ascomycota; Pichiomycetes; Serinales; Debaryomycetaceae
Gene: GEF2
Product: Gef2p
Exons: 1
Coding region: 1-3222 (1073 amino acids)
Biological process (GO): chloride transport; transmembrane transport
Cellular component (GO): Golgi apparatus; membrane; early endosome
Molecular function (GO): voltage-gated chloride channel activity
Source: RefSeq, a predicted model, not a curated record
AUGUCCUCGGACCAAUCUAGAAGUCCCGCAUAUGAACAUUGUUCUAGCUAUCAAAACAGUCAUAUUGAUAACGAUAACGAUAAUUCGAGCCCCAACUAUUAUUUGGAGCCAAAUUUGGUUAAGAAUAUAACACCCAGAUUAGAAUAUACGAAUAUAGAUAAAAAUGAUGUUCCUAUUCAAACUCCAGGUAGUGAUAGACGAGUACAUCGAAUCAAAUCAUUGAACAAAAUCGAUAUUCGUUCACCUAUUGUGCCUCGAAAUUCUGUGUUAACACCUGGAAGUUACAACUUUGGUUUAGAUAGAGCACACAGUGCAGACGUAUACCGCAGUACUCAUACGGAACUGUCGUCCUUGAAUACGGCAAGAACGAAUCCUACAUUGGCUUCUAGGCUACUAAGCGGUAUUCCUGAUAAGCUUUAUGCUAUGCGCGAUUAUUAUAAUGAUUUUACUACUAUCGACUGGGCUAAGGCUUUUACACUCACAAACAGAUUUAAUUAUGAAUUGCAUCAUAACAAAUGGAUAGUAGAUAAUCCGUCAAAUGGUGAAGAGCAGGAAAGCGUAAACAUUCCGUUUUAUUACAAAACGUACUUGGUGUUAGGUAAAUGGGUUCUUAUCGUUAUUAUUGGCUUCUUAUUUUCGCUAAUUGCAUAUCUGAUUGAUAAAAUAGAGAUAUUGCUAGUGGGUUUAAAACAUGGCUAUUGUCGAUCUAAUUGGUUUGCGAGCCAAGUUUCUUGCUGUGUUAAUUCAGAACCCACUAUUCCCCCUCCACGCAUGAAUUCAAUAUCGAUGAAUAUCUUCAAAUCUGGAUAUGUUUUUAGUACCAAGCCUAAUAACCAAAAAAGCGUACAAUGCCCUGAUUGGAUUUCGUGGUCGACGCUAUUUGAAAGACAGCCAUAUGAAAAAUUAAGGUUGGAUUUUGUUAUUUAUGUUGUACUAACAUUAGUCCUUGCCUAUUUGGCCUGCGUUGUUACUUUAUCUACAAAAAUUACUAGUCGUUUGUCAGUAGCAUCUAGCAAGAAGGAUAAAAUGAAUAUAUAUGAUAGCUCGGCUAACUUAUUGGGACCAAAUAGUUAUAUUCGAAGAAAAGAGAGUGACGAAGAUUAUUCAUAUGAUGGAGAUGAAGACACCAAUGUUUCUGCUAGAGUUAUGUAUACUGCUUGCGGAUCUGGAGUACCCGAAGUUAAGACUAUACUUUCUGGGUUUGUUAUACGUAGAUUUUUAGGUACCUACACACUAUUUGCAAAGACCAUAGCGUUGAUAUUUGCAAUAGCUUCGGGUAUGGCAUUAGGUAAAGAAGGUCCCUAUGUUCAUUUGGCUACUGCAGUUGGUAAUAUUAUGACCAGAUUUUUCCCUUACAUAAAUAAUAAUGAUUUCAUGAAGAAACAAAUUCUAUCUGCAAGUGCUUCUUCUGGGGUAGCAUUGGCAUUUGGUUCACCGCUAGGAGGUGUUUUGUUUAUUUUAGAAGAGAUUAACCAUUAUCUUCCUUCUCAUCAACUAUUUCAAAUUUUCUUUUGUGCUAUCAUAUCAACUUUAUUUCUAAAAUUUCUUAAUCCAUAUGGGACAGGGAAUACUGUUUUGUUUGAAUUGAAGUAUACUUCUGACUGGAAUGCAGUUGAAUUAAUAUUCUUUAUUAUUAUUGGAAUUUCAGGGGGUAUAUUUGGUGGUUUGUUUGUACGCUUUGUUGGAUGGUGGCCAAAGAAAUUUCGUCAGUUAAAGAUGAUAAAAAACCAUCCGAUAAUCGAAGUUUUUUUCAUUUCUCUCUUAACUGGUCUCAUCACCUUUUGGAAUCCAUAUACUAAACAAGCAUCAUCUGAAUUGGUGCUAGAUUUAGCCACUUCUUGUAAUUCACAAGGGUUAGAUCUGUCUUUAUGUCCUGUUACCCAUGAACAAUUUGUGAAAGAAUUGGGAUCAUUAAUUUUUGCUUUAGUUGUUAAAAUGGUUCUAACAUGUCUAACAUUUGGCUUAAAACUUCCCUGUGGUAUAUAUGUUCCAUCUAUGGUGAUCGGUGCGUUGUACGGGCGUACGUUUGCUAUGUUUAUUCAAUGGUCAAAUUAUAAGUACAACUUAAAUUUGGGUGAUGAAGGAGCAAGUGCCCCUUCUACAUCUUUGAUGAGAUUCAUUUGUUCUCCGGAUUCUUCGAAUAAUGAAUGUGUUGAUCUCGGAAUAUAUUCAAUGAUUAGUGCAGGUGCAUUUAUGGCGGGCAUAACUAGAAUGAAUAUCACAUUAGUCACAAUACUAUUUGAAUUAACAAGCUCAUAUACCUAUGUUCUACCUAUUUCAAUUUCUAUCUCGGUUGCAAACUGGCUGGGUAGUUUGAUAGAAAAAAAGUCGCUAUAUGAAUCGUUAUUGGUGCUGAACGAUUAUCCAUUUAUGUCGCCUGAAACAGAAGCUUUAGAUCCAUUUGUUACUGCGGGUGAGAUCAUCACUGAUAUUGAUUCUUAUGAUCAAGACGAUGACGAAGAACUCAAUCUUCGUCAUCGUUCAAGAGCAGUAAAUGAUACCACUAGUGGUAGGAUAUAUACAUCAAAACGCCCCCCAUUCCAUGCUAAUAAGCUUACCAAUUUUGAUUCUUUAGAAACUAAUGACUAUUCUACUGAUCGCAACUUUGAGAAAUUAUAUAUUGAUAUUAGCGCAUCUCCGUAUGUUGCAGCUUCGUUGCUACAAUCAAAAUUAAUUCUAUUGGCAGACAAACUAUUGCUAGAUGGAUGCAUUCCAUUAAUUAAGAAUGAAGUGUGUGUUGGGCUUAUUUAUUUUUCAGAAUUGGAAUAUUGUUUGGAUAAAUUAAAGGAAUUUUGUUUAAAAUAUGAAAUUAUGGAUGACAUUUUUUGUAAGCUAUUAGACGAGGUUCACUAUCCCAUAAAUGAGAACACAAUGAACCCAUUGAAUCACAAUUUGAGUAUUGUGAGAAACAUUAGCGAUACUCCAUCUUCGCAACUGUCUGAUGGUGAUUAUUUUAAUUAUGGAGCAACAACUGAUCGUUGCUUGAAUAGCGAUUCAAAUUGGGAAAAUUUACAAACCGUUUUAUUUGAUUUAUCAAACUUAAUCCGACAUGUAGAUUAUUCUCCUAUUUUUUUGAAUUAUGAUUCCGAACUAAGCUUAGCACAUUUGAUCUUUGAUAAAAUUGGCAAUCGUGUUAUUGUAUUAUUGAAAGAAGGGAGAUAUUAUGGAGUGUUACAGAAGAAGGUGCUAAUUGAUUAUUGUAGAAGAGAAGAAUCUAAAUAA